CCCCAUCUUGUUCAUUCUUAGGCGUCGACAGCGACGGCGAGGACAGCGGCGGCGCAGCUGUACACGAGGCAAGGAGCUAGCGGCAAAAGCGACGCAGCUGUACAGGCAGUCCGGCACCAGCUUGCCUUCCUCCAUCUCCAGUCUCUACCGAGCGCCAGCGCCAGCGCAAGCUCGUCUCCUCCACGCUCCACCUGACAGUCCCCAGCGAUUCUCCACCGAUGCAAGCUUCGUCGGGGGAAGAUGGUACCAUUUAUUGCAAGUAUAGGACGGUGUAAAGAUGGACUUACACUUUAAUGCGGAUUAAGGGUGGUUUCUAGCUAAUUCUCUGUUCCGAUCUCUCAUGGUGGGCCCUUAUUUUGCAAAAUGGGAAUUUGAUAAAUAAUCAUCCACAAUCUUUCACUUUAUCUUCAGUGGUAAAAGUGCUGGUUGUCACAUGGCCAAGGACCGCAAGCGGUCCUACUCAAAGAACACUGAUGUCAUCAUCAUCGACACCAGCACUGAUGGGUGGAAGGCUGUCGAGCUUCUUCCCAGCGUAAUCGACGACAAAGAAACUUUGGGGAUUUGUAAACCUGUUGAUCCCACCAAGGUCAAGCGAAAGGCUGGACUGGUCUCAGCGAUACGACGAGACAUGGAGAACAAGGAGAUGGAGAAAGAAGUAAUCUCAUCGGUUUCAUAUAUUACAAGUAUAGGACGGUGUAGAGAUGGUCUUAAGACUUCCAGUGGUAAAGGUGUGGGUCAUCAUAUGGCCUCCAAGCACGCUGAUGUCACCGUCAUUGACACCAGCACUGAUGGGUGGAAGGCUGUCAAGCUUCUCCACGCAAUCGACAACAAGAAAACUUUGGGGAUUUGUAAACCUGUUGAUCCCACCAAGGUCAAGCGAAAGGCUGGACCAGUCUCAGCGAUACGACGAGACAUGGAGAACAAGGAGAAGAAGGAGAAAGAAGUAAUCUCAUCGGUGCCAUAUAUUACAAAUAUAGGACGGUGUAAAGAUGGCUUUAAGAUUUUCAGUGGUAAAGGUGUAGGUCGUCACAUGGCUUCCAAGCACGCCGAUAUCAUCAUCGACACCAGCACUGAUGGGUGGAAGACCGUCAAGCUUCCCCUCCAUGCAAUCGACGACAAGACAACUUCGGGGAUCUGUAAACCUGCUGUUGAUCCCACCAAGGUUAAACGAAAGGCUGGACCGGUCUCAUCAGGAAACAUUUAUGCUAGUAGUAGAGAUGGGAUGCAAGAGUUAGAUGCACCUAUUCAAUCUCUGAAAAGAUCUAGAUGCUCUAAGCCGAAACCAGAAAGCCAAAGUGCAUGACUUUUCCAUUAAAAUGCCACAAAUAUAGGCCAGAAGAAUGGGUUAGGGCACCUUCUCUAAAAGGUGACUUAAGAGGGAUUGAAGCUAAUAGUCACAUCAUGGUGACAUUGUCGUUGAUUUGAAAUUUGGAAACACAUCUUAUCAUGUACAUAUGUUGUUUUGAUUAAUGACUAUUGGAUAUUCAGACCGUUAAUAUGUUACUUCUAGAUUUGUAAGCACAUUAUGGUUGAAGAUGUCACCUUGCUAGGUCAUCUAAAUAUUGUUGCAGUAGGUGAGAAUUGAUUGAUUUAGUUCGUUUGACCUGUCAUAUACAGAAAGUCAGAUGGGUGGUUUGCACUAUUUCAGUUGGCACUGUUGGCAUUUGGCAAA
Oryza brachyantha (malo sina) is the source of this 1672-nucleotide messenger RNA. RefSeq lists its product as uncharacterized. Bases 434 to 1303 code for a protein of 289 amino acids. The transcript is spliced from 8 exons. The record is from RefSeq and is a predicted model, not a curated record. Lineage: Eukaryota; Viridiplantae; Streptophyta; Magnoliopsida; Poales; Poaceae.